UUGUUCAGUCAGCGUGUGGGGAGCUCCACCAUGGCCGGAGCAUCUCUGGGCGCCGCCUUCUCGCUCCUGCUGCUGGCCUCCAUGACACACGGGCUCCAGCAUUUCUCCAUGGAGGAGACGGAGGGUCAGAACGUUUCUCUGCGCUGCACCCUGGGCAACGUGACCGACCUGAAGGUUGUCAACAUGGAGUGGAGCAAGAGAGAGAACCAGAGCCAGAAGCUGGCGCUCUUCGCCCCCCUGUACGGCUUCAACUACUUCAGCAGCGGCGUCAGGCUGCAGGUGGUCUACGGCGAAGCAGAGCAGGUGAGGGGCUCGCGCCUGCUGCUGCCGUCGGUGAAGGUGCGGGACAGCGGCCUCUACGUGUGCGACCUCACCACCUUCCCCGCAGGCUCCAUCCGGGUGGAGACGGAGCUCAGAGUCAAAGAGCUCACCGUCUGGUCCAGCACGGCGGAUGACAUCAUCACGCCACCGACAGACGCACCAGCCAGGUGGACGACGAGCGGCGGCACCCAUCACACCGUGAUCACGACGACUGAGCACCGCGACUGGCACGACAGCACCCCCGGUGCCGUCAGUCUGACGGCAGCCACCGACGAGCGGGUGACGUUACGCGACAGCAGCAGCGACGGCGUCGACGUCCUGGGCUCCGUCAGCACCGCCGGAGCACAAGGCAACACCAGCAUCAGCGCCGGGUCCGGUCCAACACUGGGACCUGCGGCCUCCCACACCGAGCCUCAGACGGACGGAGCAGCACCGGCGGACUUGAAGACGCCCAGCAGCCCGAGCGUCAAGACCAAGGAGGAAGGUGCAGCCCACAGCCACUGGCUGCUGGUUCUGGUCCUGCUUCCUGUCCUGGCUUUGAUGGCGGUGGCCGGGUUGAUCUGCCGCAGACGCGUCCUGAUGAAGAGACUGGAGCAGCCGCCUCCUCCGCCUGUCAAGUACACAGCUGUGAGGCCAGAGUCCGUCCAGUGGCAGAGCUUCCCCGUGUCCAAGUGCAACUCCAUCCAGGGUCCGGUGUGAGCGGACGCGCACUGUCCUGCUGCGGGAUGGAUCCUGGAGUCCUGUGUCCGCUCACAGAUCAGCUCAGUCACGCCUGCGCCUUCCUUUCUAACUCUCUGAGUCCGGGGCCUGGAAUGACUCCUGGAGCUGGAGCGUCAGAUGCUACACAACGGCCAUGGAAGGAGGCUCGCGGACCUGCUCCGGGGGGGUCGUGACCUUUGUCCAGCUGUCUGCAGAAUAGCUCCAAAAGCUUCAUUUAGGUCGGGCAAGUCUUAUAUACUGUAUUAUCGUCAACACACUGCGGUUCCUGUUUGGGCCACAGGGUUCAAACAUGUCUCUGACCUCAGCAUCAUCGUCAUGGAGCAGACUGCUGACCCGCUGGCCGGUCCUCUUUGUGCCUCUGUCUCUCUCAAUAAAAGCGUGUCUCGUCUCUUGGCGUUUCUCUUUGACACACCACAUCCCCUCCUCACGCUCCUGGCUGGCAGCUCAUGUCUGCUGUUGAAGGUGAGCAGGACUCCACCUGGGCUCUGACUGCACGUCCUCUGCUCCAGUCUCACAACAGCGUCAC
This is a messenger RNA of Synchiropus splendidus (mandarinfish), 1567 nucleotides long. RefSeq lists its product as uncharacterized. The record is from RefSeq and is a predicted model, not a curated record. Gene Ontology annotation, biological process: inflammatory response; cell-matrix adhesion. Bases 31 to 1020 code for a protein of 329 amino acids. The transcript is spliced from 5 exons. Lineage: Eukaryota; Metazoa; Chordata; Actinopteri; Syngnathiformes; Callionymidae.